AUGGCUAUUGGAAAGGAAGGAAACGUCAAAUGGGUCGAUGGACUCCGUGGCAUCGCCUCCACGCUCGUCGUGCUCACGCACAUCGCCCGCGCCUUUGACGGCGACCUCUUCCUGCCCACGAGCGCCGAGGGCGCCCCGCCGCGGUUCCUGCAGUGGCCCUUCGUCCGCCUGCUCGUCCAGGGCCGCAUCGGCGUCACCAUCUUCGCCUUUGUCACCGGCUACGUCUGCGCCCUCAAGCCCAUCAAGCUCUACGCCCAGGGCAGCCAGGACGCCGCCUUCCGGAGCCUGGCCAAGUCGGCCCUGCGGCGGCCCCCGCGCCUCAUCCUGCCCGCCACCCUCGCCACCCUCCUCAUCUGGUUCUUCGCCCAGUUCGGCGUCUUCCAGGUCGCCAAGCGCAGCGACAGCUGGUGGUCCGGCGCCACCAGCCCGGACAUCGUGCCCUACGUCGGCGACUCCAUCCUGAACAUGGCCCACAACAUCAUCCGGACCUGGACCUGGGGCCAGAACGCCUACGACGGGAACCAGUGGACGCUGCUGCCGCUGCUCAAGGGCAGCUUCCAGGUGUACGUCUUCAUCAUUGCCACUGCGUACUGCAAGCCGAGGUACCGGAUGAUGUGCUCGCUGGGCAUGUGGCUGUAUUUCUACGUCGGAUCUGAUUCCGCCUUUGGAAUGCAAUUCUUCUUCGGCGUCUUCCUCUCCGACCUCCAGAACUACCAGCCGGCGAUCCAGUUCCUCUCGGACCGCGCCCGCCUCUGCCGCGUCCUCGCCGUCGUCCUCGUCGCCCUGGGCCUCUUCGUCGCCUCCUACCCGGAGGGCCACGCCGAGUGGCGGCCCUGGUCCGCCUGGCUCCACAGCGUCCUCGUCAACAUCCUGCCGGGCAACCCGGACUUCCCGCGCUUCUCGUCGGGCAUCGGCCUCGAGCUCAUCGCCCUGGGCCUGCACUUCAGCCCCUUCAUCCGCGACGUGCUGUCGAACCGCUACUUCCUCUGGCUCGGCCGGCAGUCCUUCGCCGUCUACCUGCUCCACGGGCCCCUGCUGCGCUGGAUCCUCGUGUGGAUGGUCUACGGCGUGCGCAUCCCGCCCGACGUCACCAACGACAAGGGCGAGGUCGAGCACCCGCACAUCCCCUUCCCGGGAGGCGCCCGCCUGCUCGUCUGCCUGCCCUUCUGGAUCCCGCUCAACUACGGCUGCGCCGUGCUGUGGACCACCUACGUCGACCCCUGGUGCGCCCGGACCACCGAGAGGCUCGUCGCCUACGUCGUCGAGGACCAGGACGAGAAGCACCAGCAGCAAACAGCGGCGACGUACCACCGCCGGUCGCCGAGCAGGGCCAACGGCCGCCAGUCGCAGAGCGGCGCGCCGUUGUUACCUUCAUAA
Molecule: messenger RNA, 1377 nt
Organism: Thyridium curvatum
Lineage: Eukaryota; Fungi; Ascomycota; Sordariomycetes; Thyridiales; Thyridiaceae
Exons: 3
Coding region: 1-1377 (458 amino acids)
Biological process (GO): polysaccharide biosynthetic process
Cellular component (GO): membrane
Molecular function (GO): acyltransferase activity, transferring groups other than amino-acyl groups
Source: RefSeq, a predicted model, not a curated record